CGUCUAUGCCUGCAAGGCUUCCCGCACCGGCCUGCGCAUCUGUGACCUGCUGGCCGACUUCCAUGAGUUCUCCAAGAAGUUCAGGGUGCUAGCCCAGCAGUACAAGGCCAUGUACCCGGCUCUCACCAUCAACACAGAGGCCGAGCUGCAACAGCUGAAGGUCUAUGCUGAAAGGAUCCGGCCCCUGGUGAAGGAUGGUGUCUAUUUCAUGCACCAGGCCCUGCACGGGCCCCCCAAGAAGAUCCUGGUGGAAGGAGCCAAUGCUGCACUGCUGGAUAUCGACUUCGGGACAUACCCGUUCGUGACAUCCUCGAACUGCACAGUGGGGGGCGUCUGCACAGGCCUGGGCGUCCCACCUUGCUACAUCGGGAAGGUGUAUGGGGUGGUGAAGGCUUACGCCACCCGGGUGGGUGUUGGAACCUUCCCCACCGAGCAGGACAACGAGAUUGGGGAACUACUGCAGUCACGGGGCCAAGAAUUCGGUGUCACCACAGGCCGCAAACGCCGCUGCGGGUGGCUGGACCUGAUGCUGGUGAGAUACGCCCAUAUGAUCAACGGAUUCAGCGCCCUGGCGCUCACCAAGCUGGAUAUCCUGGACACCUUCCCGGAGAUUAAGGUGGGCGUGGAAUACCGGCUGGAGGGGAAACCCAUCGCCUACUUCCCAGCGAACCAGGAGCUGCUGAACAAGGUGUCGGUGGGCUAUGAGACGCUGCCAGGCUGGCAGUGCAGCACAGAGCAGGCCCGCAGCUUUGCUGACUUGCCUCCGCAGGCCCAGAGCUAUGUCCACUUCAUCGAGCGCUACCUCGGGGUGCCAGUGAAGUGGGUCGGUGUCGGGAAGUUCCGCGAAUCCAUCAUCAAGAUUUUCUGAGCCUCCCUGGCCGUCUGUCAGUCGCAGGGGCUCUGCCCCAGGACAACCCCUGACACACAGACCCUCAGCAAAGGAUCACAGGGACCACGUGCCUCUCACUCUGCCCUGCACCCCCCUGCGCUGUGGGGGGCUCCACCCCUCCUGGGAGAGAGUGAAUUGUAAUUUCACUCUGCCCCCCCCUUUGCCCCCCGCCCCCAGUGCUGCCCAUGCUGGGGAGUCCUGGCCUGCGGUUUACAGGCUGCCUGCCACACUCUGCUCCCCCAUGCUGGAGGCUGGACUGUGCGGCUCCCCUCCCCCUCACUCCAGGACUGUGCCAGGCGGGCUGUGCUCGCUCCACGUGGGGGGCCCCAGCCCAAACCUGGCUCCUGUUCUACCUGUCACUCCUGCCCCCCAUGGGGGCAAAGAUCACCCUGCCCUUCCCCACUGGGCACCCCUGUCUCCUCUCCCCCCAUGCCUGGAUCUCCCUGCUGUGCCCCCCACUGUGGGCAGUCUCACAGCUGCUUUUUCACUGUAUAGAAAUAGCUAUAAAGAGCCAUGAUUUAUUUUC
Emys orbicularis (European pond turtle) is the source of this 1415-nucleotide messenger RNA. RefSeq names its product adenylosuccinate synthetase isozyme 1-like. The record is from RefSeq and is a predicted model, not a curated record. The coding region runs from base 110 to 868 and encodes 252 amino acids. The transcript has 8 exons. NCBI's taxonomy places the organism in Eukaryota, Metazoa, Chordata, Testudines, Emydidae. Gene Ontology annotation, molecular function: adenylosuccinate synthase activity; nucleotide binding. Gene Ontology annotation, biological process: 'de novo' AMP biosynthetic process; IMP metabolic process. Gene Ontology annotation, cellular component: cytoplasm.